Molecule: messenger RNA, 681 nt
Organism: Ostertagia ostertagi
Lineage: Eukaryota; Metazoa; Nematoda; Chromadorea; Rhabditida; Trichostrongylidae
Source: the annotation of a GenBank genome assembly
AACACGAAUAACUCGAACAAUGAGGAUCAUGCAGCAGCAGAUGAGCAUAAAGCCGUAGAAGGAAAUGGGCAGACUCCGCCAAUAAUUAAAACGAAACAGAAAAAAGUGCCAGAAGUGGCGAUUCCUGGCGGAUUAGAAACACCUGGAGAAGACUCAGGGACUACGGCUUGCGUUUGCUUAAUGAAUAAGGAAAGGAUCGUAGUUGCAAAUGCUGGCGAUUCGCGAGCGGUGCUUUGUCGAGGCGGCACAGCCAUCGAUCUGUCUAUGGACCACAAACCAGAAGAUGACAUUGAGAAGACGCGUAUAAUAAAUGCUGGUGGAUUCGUCAAUGAAGAUGGGCGAGUAAAUGGUGGUUUGAAUUUAUCACGUGCUUUCGGUGACCAUAGUUACAAGAAGAAUGCGGAUUUACCAUUACGGGAUCAAAUGAUUACAGCAUUGCCCGAUGUUAAAGUGGAGACGUUACAACCGAGUGAUGAGUUUCUGGUUGUAGCUUGCGAUGGGAUUUGGAACUCACUGAACUCACAGCAAGUUGUAGAUUUCAUUCGAGAACGACUAAAGCGAGGGAAGUCUUGUGUGGAUAUUUCUUCAGAGCUUUGCGAUCAUUGUUUGGCGCCGACGACGGCUGGCGAUGGCACUGGUUGCGAUAAUAUGACUGUCAUUAUCACGACGAUUACUCAUUGA